AUCAUAUCUUCUGUAAUUUUAUUGCUAGAUUCUCAUCAUUUAUUCUCCCAUUUCAUCUUCCCCAUCGUAGUCAAUUUGAAAAUUAAUUUUCGGAGUGCACCUAUCUCUCCAUCAUGGAUGCCAUAACCAGCUCCUCAGCUCUUUCACGCACCAGAUGCGCUACCUCCGCUUUGAUUGCAUUUCAUCCUCAGGUUGGUGGGUCACCAUUCGCUUCUGUCCUCCUCGUCAUCAUCGUCUUCUUUAAUGCAUUGUUCAAGCCUUUGCCCGUCGUUGACUCACCGGAGAUUGAGUCUCCUUCAGCAGUUGAGAUCGUUGCCGUUUUCAACUCCACCGCUACCAUUACCGAGGAGAAAAUAGAGAAACUCACGGGAAUUCUUGACUUGGAUGAAACUCUAGUAUGUGCAUUUGAGACCUCUACUCUGCUUCCUGCUCUUCAUAAUCAAGCAACAGAAGCUGGAUUGAAGUGGUUUGAACUUGAAUGCAUGUCUUCAGACAAGGAGUUUGAAGGAAAACCUAAGGUCAAUUAUGUUAUUGUAUUUGAACAUCCUAGAUUGCACGAAUUUUUGAAACAACUUAGUGAAUUUGCUGAUCUUGUGCUUUUUACUGCUAGGUUUGAAGGCUAUGCUAGCCCACUUGUUGAUAGAAUAGUUAUGGAAAAUUGGUUUAGUUGUUGACUUUAUCGACCUUUAACAAUCAGUACGUAAGUACUUCCUCUAUUACCAGGCUUCUCAGUUUUCUAUUUUUUUGGAACUACACUCUGAAAAUUGAUGAAAUUGCAAUCAAGAUUACAUUUUACU
Messenger RNA from Rubroshorea leprosula, 797 nucleotides. NCBI's taxonomy places the organism in Eukaryota, Viridiplantae, Streptophyta, Magnoliopsida, Malvales, Dipterocarpaceae. The record is from the annotation of a GenBank genome assembly.